Messenger RNA from Rhagoletis zephyria (snowberry fruit fly), 3504 nucleotides. RefSeq lists its product as uncharacterized. Gene Ontology annotation, biological process: proteolysis. Gene Ontology annotation, molecular function: aspartic-type endopeptidase activity. NCBI's taxonomy places the organism in Eukaryota, Metazoa, Arthropoda, Insecta, Diptera, Tephritidae. The record is from RefSeq and is a predicted model, not a curated record.
AUGGAGGCAGCUGGCAUUGCGACAUCUAUUGACUUCGAGGCAGUGGAGUGCGUCUAUGCCGAGACCAUGGGCGAACUACACGAUCUAUUGGACAGCACGAAUUCGGUCACUGAUACAUCGAUGUCGCAGUCCUUCGUACCAACACAGGCGGUAAAUCAAUCACUACCACGCAUUCGAAUUCCACCAUUCGAUGGUAACUUCCUACACUGGUUCCCGUUUAAAGAUUGGUUCAUCUCCAUUGUUACGUCUAACGCAUCCCUCACAAAUACACAGCGCUUGCAAUACUUAAAGGAUAGCCUUACUGGAGAGGCAAAAAAUGCGCUUGAUAACGUCACUACGACAGAUGCUAACUUCCAGGUUGCGUGGGAGCUACUUCAAUCCAAGUACGAGAACAAACGGAUAAUAAUCAAUGCUCAUGUAGCAGCGAUUAGCAAACUUCCUUGUGCUCCGAAAGAAUCUGCCUCUGCGCUGAGGUCAUUACUUGAUGGCGUGACGUCGUCUAUACGUGCGCUGCAGCAUUUGGGCCGGCCAAUCGAGCAUUGGGAUGAUUGGCUGGUGUUCACUAUUACUCACAAGUUGGAUGCCACCACUCGCAAAGCAUGGGAGCUCUCCCUAAAGUCGAACGACGAUAUUCCAACUUUUAAGGAGCUGCAGGAGUUUCUUACCAGUAGAACACAAUCCUUGGAAAUAGUCCAAAGCUACACCGAGCCGAAGCCCUUCGUAAAGGAGCAUACUCCAAAGAAGUUAGGCACCACCUCUGCUGUUUCUGGGUAUCAUACCACAUCUGGGCGCUGUCCCAACUGCUCCGGUAAGCAUAUUAUAAUGUUUUGCGAAGCUUUUCGCAAUAAAUCGCCGCACGAACGGUAUGACUACGCACUACAAGCUAAGCUGUGCCUAAACUGUUUGCACAUCGGCCACCAGCAAGCAGCUUGUUCUUCCGAGCGCCGUUGCAAGACGUGUCAAGCUAAGCACCACACAAUGCUGCACGACUACUUUGCUUUCAACGCGACUAGUACGAGCAAACAGGCUGCAUCCUCUCAUAACGCAGUCACAACAAGGCAAGACCCUAAUAUGCUGCCGCCGGUACUGAUCGGCACAGCCCUGAUUGAGGUUAAGUCAAAGUCCGGACACAAGGUCGUUUUACGAGCUUUACUGGACAGCGGGGCAGAAGCAACGUUCAUCAGCGAAUCCGCAGUCAACUUGUUACACUUGGUGAAGUCUAAUGUAAAGAUACCUAUUAAUGGUGCUAACGGUGAUAGAGUGGCUACAGCAAAGGGGCUAGUAACGUUUAAUCUACGUUCAUUGAAAUCCGACUUCGAGCUUGCAUGCAUCGCUCUAGUGCUGCCUCGAGUUGGAAACCGAACCCCGACGGUAGCUAUUGCACCGAACGAUGUUCAACACUUUAGUGAGUUAGACCUUGCUGAUCCCACCUGGAACGUACCGCAACCGAUUGAUGUCAUCUUAAAUGCUGCCGAUUAUGCUGCUCUUCUGUUAAGCGGAAUACAGCGUAGCAAAACUAGUCUUUUGAUUGGCCAAAGUACACGGUUGGGUUGGGUAAUUUUCGGCAGUUCUGCUAAUCAAUCUUUCGUAACGACACGGGAUGUGAUCGACUGCUAUCACACUCAACUCGAUCUCGACCGAACGCUUCGCAGCUUCUGGGAGUUGGAAGAGCUUAAUUCAACGCCCGCACUAACGCAAGAUGAUCGAUUCGUCGAGAAUUACUUCAACCGCACUACGCGGCGAGCUGCAGACGGUCGUUAUAUUGUGCGGCUACCAGUCAAACCGGAUUCUGAUCUAACGCAAUUAGCCUCUACGCACCAUGAUGCGAUUGUUCUCCUCGAUCAUCUUCGUCGACGUUUAUCUCGAGAUCCGGUCAUGCGAGAUAUGUACGAAGAAUUUAUCAACGAGUACGCAUCAUUGCAACAUAUGGUCAGCAUCACUAAAGAAGAAGAAUGUUCAACGCCCAUCUGUUAUCUCUCCCACCAUGGCGUCUGGAAAACAUCCAGAAGCACAACGAAAUUAAGGGUCGUCUUCAACGCUUCAAGACGAUGCAACAGUGGUAAGUCUCUUAAUGAUUGCUUAUACUCUGGUCCUAAGUUACAGAACGACCUGACUGCUGUUGUACUAAAUUGGCGUCGAUACCGAAUUGCGCUCACUGGAGAUAUCGCCAAGAUGUACCGUCAGAUCUUGGUGGACGAGAGAGAUACUGAUUUGCAGCGUAUUGUUUGGCGACCUAACUCGCACCGAGAGCCAACACAUUUCAGAUUAAAAACUGUCACUUGUGGUACCAGUUGCGCGCCAUACCUGGCAAUUAAAGUAUUGCACACUCUAUCUGCUGACGAACGCUGUAACUUUCCUGACGCUGCUCAGAUCUUGCUUGAUGGGUUCUGCGUGGAUGAUGUUCUAACGGGGGCAGACAAUGUCGAGGAUGCUUCCAGACGACGUCGAGAACUGCAAGGCCUUCUCCGCGCAGGUGGCUUCGCCCUUCGAAAGUGGAAUUCCAACUCACGCGCUGUGCUGAAAACCAUUGAUCCUGUUGAUCUUGAAACUAAAUCUUCACGGGAGUUUCAGCUAGAGGGAGAGUACAACAACUUAGGACUCGUCUGGGCUACCAAAGACGAUUGCUUGACCUACGCACUAAAGCUUGAUUGCACGGUAACCACAUUUACAAAGCGACCACUGCUGUCUGACGAGGCUAAGCUGUUCGACCCACUUGGGUUCCUGGCGCCUGUAAUUAUUCGUGGGAAAAUGUUUAUUCAAAAAUUGUGGUUAACAGGCCUAGAUUGGAAUGACAAUCUGCCGGAAGACUUGCAGACGAAAUGGAUAUCUUUUCGCAACGAGCUUAAGACAGUUCCAGAAGUACGCAUAUCACGCUGGCUUAAUACAUCCCAGCAAAAUGAAACCUAUGAGCUCCAUACCUUUGCAGAUGCAUCUACGCACGCAUACGCCGCUGUAGUGUACUUAAAGGUUGUCGCUCAAUCAUCCGUCCACAUUCACCUAUUGAUGUCGAGGACACGAGUGGCACCGUUAAAGAAAGUUACAGUACCACGGCUCGAGCUAUGUGCAGCCUUACUUGCUGCUCGUCUGAUGAAUAAGGUAAGAGAUACGCUUAACCUAUCCUCUAUAUCUACUUAUAUGUGGUCAGACUCUACGACUACAAUAUGGUGGAUACGAUCCGAUCCAGGAGCGCUAAAAGAGUUCGUGUCGAAUCGUGUUAGCCAGAUACAAGAGGUGACUACUGUAAGCGACUGGCGUUAUGUUAACACGGCCGACAAUCCUGCUGAUUGUGCCUCACGAGGACUGACCAUGGCGCAGCUUGUAGAUCAUCACCUAUGGUGGCAUGGGCCCUCCUGGCUUAGCCAACCAGAAACCAGCUGGCCACAGCCUUUGCUAAAGGCACCAGAAAAGCUCUCCGAAUCCAAACCUGUGCAAGCUACAACGGCACGCAUCAUUCCUUCUGAUUGGUUCAUCCUGGAAAACUAUUCGACGCUUGAAAGACUUUAA